AGGAUUGAACAGCCUUACCUACGACACGCCUUAACUAGUGACUUGAGAAGGACUGAAGGACAAGAUUUCUGCCGUCAAAACAGCAAAAUGUCAGCCAAUCCAAAACAACAUUUGCUUGACAACAAAAUAACCAUAUUCACAAACAUCUUUGGAACUGGUUACCGAUUCACACACUCAGGAUUAUGUUCAGGAUUAGCUCAUGUUUUGGCAGAACUUGAGAAGUGUUCCCAAAUGCUGGGCUGUGAUUCAACCCUUUUUGUGUGCUCUCUACAUGCCAAGAUGUGAAAAUGGAACAGUAGGACCUCCUUCUCAGGAAAUGUGCAAGGUCAUUCGUAAUCCUUGCAGAAUUGUGGAACUUGAACACAGGAGUGGCUGGCCAGAUUUUAUGAGAUGUGAAGAUUCCCUUCUGGCUGCAAAAAUGAGGUGAGAGAAUUGAAAUUCAACAUCGCUCCAAAGUGCCAGUCUCCUCUGGUGAAAACGGACAAUAGUUUGGCUUAUGUUGAAUGAGUUGACGGAUGCGGACUGCCUUGCACUUCCCCGCUGUUUACAAAGGAGGACGAACAAGUCCAACGAUUCACACAGACUCUGGUCGCCAUGUGCCUCACCAUCAAUCGAUUGUUAUGUGAAGUUUACGUUCAUGAUUGACUGGCGCUCCGCUUCACGCUACCAUACAUAGGUAAGACAUAGGUAGACAUAGGUAAGAGAAACGCGGGGAAACGGCGAGCCUCUUUUUCUUACCCAUACUUAUAAAAUAACAACUUCUUAGUGUUAUCCCGCCACGUAACGGUAUAAAACUUUGUUCUUUAGAUUUUUGAGGUAAAGAAUAAUGGGUUUGGGAAUUAAUGGGACAUACGCCAGACAUAGGUAAGGGAAACGCGGGGAAACGAUGAGCCCUUUUUUCUAUUUUAUGAUCGAUAUUUGAGGGAGAUUUAUGGGCGUAAUUUCAAUUGAAGUUCAGUUGCUUUCAGUAAUCGUGAUGUUACAGCCACGUCUCUUAGACCUCUGUCCCGUUUUACUUUUACUGAUUUCAUUCAAGCUGAUUUUUUAAAUUUUCUAUUGCGUGAAGUCCCUUGUAUUUUCAAUAUGGCGUUUAGUGACGAACAAAUGCUACUAUUUCAGUCAGAUUCAGGUGUUCCAACAUUAACUCAAGUGCCGUUACGUCCCAAAUCUGGCUUUACUUAUAUUUUUGAAGAUAAAGAGGAAAGUAAACUGGGUAAUUGGAGGGCAGAUGGUUACCGCUGGAGGCAGAACGCGGCCAAAAAAUUUCAAUGGAAUGGUGUGGUUUGUAAACGAUAUUAUUUCAAGUUACAAAUUGGUCCUCAAAGGUAUUCCACUGUUUUUUCGAAACAAGCCAUAUCGUGCCCAUUAUUUAAGAACCGAACUCUGAUAUGGUAUCAAGGAGAUGAUUCGAUUGUUGUAGAUUUUGCACAUGGGAAUCGUACAGUUAACAAUGUAGAAAAGCCGUUCACGCGUACCGCUCCGUCUGUACUUGAAGCUUUGAAACAAGAUAAUAACAAAUUUCCUAGUCAGAUAUAUUCUGAUUUUUUACUUGCUGCUCCAAAUGAACUGGAUCGACACAUCACGGAUGCCCCAAGAGACUUGAAGCAAGUAAGGAACGCUCAAUGUGCUGCUCGCCAGUCACAGCGUUUGUCAUCUGACGGCAUCUAUAAUUUAGUUGAACUGGCUUCUGAAACAGGAUUUAUUCAUGACAUUCACGUUGCCCCGCACCUCACCAUAAUUUGCUUUAACGAGGGCACAAUUCAAGAGUUUGUUCAACUCCUUGGUCGUGAAGAUUUGCCUUACCAGUGCCUUUCUUAUGAUACUACGUUUGAUAUGGGAGACUUUUAUCUCUCUGUGCUAACUUUUAGGCAAACAGAGUUUGAAGAGACUCCAGUUGUCCCUCUGUUGUUUAUGAUUCAUGAACGUCGGCUUGAAUCUGUGCACGAUUUCUUUUUUAAACGUUUAGUUUACUAAUUCCAGAGAUUACAAGAUGCAAACGACUUGUCAUUGUUUCGGACGAAGAGACCGCGAUUGUAAACGCUAUUCGAAACAACCUCCCUGAAGUACCAAGAUUUCGUUGUUGGAUUCACACCCUUGGAAACAUCAAAGAAAAGCUUAGAACUCUUGGAAUCAGUCAGCGACCAGAAAUGAAGGAAUACAAAAAUGACUUCAUCGACCUUCUGAAUCAAGACUCGGAAGCUCAGUAUAGAGCAAAACUUAUUGAACUUUAUAUUUCAAAGUGGAAUAAGGAUUUUUGUAAUUAUUUCAAUAAGAACAUUGAUCCUGACAUGCCAAACAUGGGUUAUUGGGUGUUGCGUCCGUUUGGAAUUUUAUUGCUCACUACGAACCAGUCAGAAUCUUUCAAUUGCACAAUGAAAAGAUUCGGGGGAUGGAAGCGAUCUCCGGUUGAUCUUAUGGCGAUUUCACUAAUGAGACUUGACAAAUUUUUUCAAAUUAAAAUUGCGAGAGGUCGUUAUGGUCUUGGAGAGUAUACCCUGAAAGAGGAUUUUGUUGACAUCUAUCCAAAACAAGGGGUCGUUCUUCCGGCCAUAAUAUCUUUGGAAGAAAUUAUAGCUCGUGUAAACGGUCAAAAAGUAGACGCUCCAAAAGAGAAUCGAGACACAGAACACUUCGCAAUAGAACCGAAGAAAUUUGUUUACAUUCCAAGUGAAAGCGCACAGGAAAGAGCAAGAAAUAUAAUUUCUGAGAACAGAAUUCACUUGUCAGCUGCCCAUCAUGUUUGGAAUGUAACUGGUUCUAGCGGAGAGGAAUAUACUGUUCGCCUUUUUAGAGAUGGUACUCGUCGUCUGACUUGCACUUGUGCUGCAACUACGACAUGUACACACCUGUUGGCAGCCAUGUACUCCAUCGAUUGCGUAAUGACUCAGUCUAAAAAACCAAAUACUACUGCCAUGAGAAAAAAAGCCAGAAAACGUCCAUACAAAAAGGGUGGUAAAAAAAAGCCUUGUGAGGUUGAUAAUGUCAAGAUAAAACGAGCUCGAAAAGAUGAAAGUUUACCAUUUCUUCACCAAGAAUUGCUUGAUGAAGAAAUCUUGUGUACGGAGGAGCCUGAGAAUAAUUCAAUGGAAGAAUCAAACAUCAACGCAAGUUCUGCUAAAAAAAUGCCAUUGGUCUCGUCUCCAAAGUCUCCAAACACGCCUGUGUUCGUCCGGCGUGUAAAAACACGUAGUGAGAAGCCGAAAAAUCCGAUUAUCGAUCACCAGCGACGGUUGUUCCUUCCGGCAUCAACGCACCCUUUUCCUGUAAGGAGUCCAUCAUUGAAAUCUCAUCUAAACCAGAUAAGAUCACUACUGCUUCUGACAAGAAUGAAUUUGUUGUCAUCGAUGCCAAAUCAGAGGGACAAUCUUUUGCCGCAUCUCGACCAAGACGAUUAAAAAAAGCUAUAGACCCUCGAGAGAACCGAGCUAUCUGUAGCGCAGUUAUUAAAAACCUUAAGAAAACCAGCUGGUUGUGUGACGACCAUAUAGACUAUGCCUCUUUGUUACUUCGCAAGUUGAAUCCUUUAAUUGGUUGCUUGUUUAAUAUCGACCAAGGGGUAAAAAAAUACCCUAAAGCCGCUUGUGAAAAAUGGGUACAGCUACUUCACAAUGGGCGAGAACAAGGAGGGCACUGGGUUUGUGCAGCUUUUGGUUUUUCUUUCUUUCCUCCUGGUCAGGUGGUUAUUUACGAUAGUCUCUCUAGUAGUCCAAAUAGUUUUGUCGUUGGGUCAGUUGCUAGCCUUAUUCAGACGCAAGAAACAUUUUUCACUUUACAAUUGGCAACCGCUUCACAACAAAUAAAUCAUUAUGACUGUGGUGGUUAUGCAAUCGCUUUCGCCACUGCUCUUAUGUUUGACACUGACCCAUCUAAAAUUACUUUUGAUUCACAAAAUAUGAGGCAACAUCUUAUAGAGUGUUUUACCCGGCAAAAUUUGACAUCUUUUCCUUCUUUAAACCUACUUUCUCCUUUCCAAGAAAAAUUACCGACCCAGAUCGUUCAAGUUUACUGUUUGUGCCGUCGGCCACUAAGAUUCAGAUUGGGCCCAAUUCCAACAAAAGAAGAUAAACUGACACAGUUUGAAUUAUGCAAUGAUUGUUUUCAUCGUUCUUGUUUGCCUUCUGGCGAAAUAUUUAAAGUUAAGAAUUGGCGCUGUCAAAAAUGCGUUAAUAUUUGAAUAAGUUUACUUUUUUAUGGAUUCUUUUUUAUUAUGAACAAUUAUUUUUGUAUAUUUUCUCAAUUUCUUAUCGUUGUGUUUUGACCAUCAAAUAAAAUUCAGGCAAGAGUACAUACAAACACUGUCAUUGAUUUGAGUCUGGUCCACUUUUUCGGUCCACCUUUUAGUUAUCAAAAACUUGGAUGUGGACCGAAAAAAUUGUGUCGAGUCCACUCAUUCAAAGUCCACUUUUUAGCCGUCCACGGUCCACGG
This is a messenger RNA of Daphnia pulex (common water flea), 4426 nucleotides long. RefSeq lists its product as uncharacterized. The transcript has 9 exons. The record is from RefSeq and is a predicted model, not a curated record. The coding region runs from base 2148 to 3395 and encodes 415 amino acids. Gene Ontology annotation, molecular function: zinc ion binding. Lineage: Eukaryota; Metazoa; Arthropoda; Branchiopoda; Diplostraca; Daphniidae.